UUUACGUUCAUCACCAGCCUCCUCUUCGUUUUCUCUACAUCACCAACGAUGCACGACAUGGAUUGAUUUUUUAUUCACUAUUAUUAUUAAUAUUAUUAUUAUGACGAUGAUGCUGAUGAUCAUUACUACCAUUCAUUUCUACUUUAUUGCAACAAAUCAAUAACGAAAAAGUUCAUGUCUAUAUACUAACCGAAAUGACAUAACCACUUCACAUGCUCUAUUGUACUUAUAAAAUAACCAAAUAACUACAAUGUCACCUGUGACCCUUUUUGAUGCAUACUUAGGUCAAGUGCACUAAUUCAAGCAGACUUUAAUUAAUGGAAGCCGUAAACUGUUGGGUUAUAAGUUUAAACUCUGCUUUUCGUGUUUCUGUUCUGGAGAUCAGAUUAUGUCCUCAACUGAUACGAAAUGUGUGAUUCACUGUAUUGUAUGGAUAAAUUUUUAAUGGGUAGUCUGUUAUAUCAUUUAUCUAUUUUUACUUGAGUUAUUUUUGUGUUUUUAAACCAAGUGAGUCUUUUAAACGAUAAAAAGUAACUUGUAAUUUCCUUUUCGAUACCAUCUAGUCUCACAUGAUUCUGGAUAUCAGAGAUGGUAAAUCGGAUGUAGGAGAACGUGCAUUUGAUGUGAUUAAGGCAUUACUUUUACAAUCAACUGAACAAAAUCGGAUUAUUACCAUUGGUCUAUCUGGUGGAAGUAUGCCUCAACUACUUGCUCCAUAUUUGUGUUCUAUUUCAAAAAUCAAUUGGAGCUUAGUUCAUUUUUUUUAUUGCGAUGAAAGAUUGGUUCCAUUGGACAGUGUUGACUCAAAUCAUCAUAGUUAUCAAGAAUUAGUCUACUCAAAAAUUGGUAUACCACCGUCAAAUAUUCAUAUUGUAAAUACAUCGUUAUCGUUAGAAGAAUCUGCUGCUGAUUAUCAAAAGCAGAUCUUGUCUUUUUUUGGUUCGGAUAAUGGUUAUCCCCGUUUCGAUUUACUACUUCUUGGUAUGGGUCCAGAUGGUCAUACAUGCUCUUUAUUUCCUAAUCACAAAUUACUCUAUUAUGAAGAUUAUGUCGUAGCACCAAUUUCAGAUAGUCCCAAGCCACCGCCUCAAAGAGUCACCCUAACUGUACCUGUAAUUAACAAAGCAGCAAAAGUGGUAUUUAUAGUCACAGGGUCAGAUAAAGCUCAUGCAUUGAAGUCUGUUCAUCGGUCGAGUCAUCCAGGUCCUUCUAUGCCGUGUAGUCUGAUUCAUCCAGUACAUGGCGAGUUAAUAUGGAUUGUAGAUAAAGCUGCUGCUAGUGAAUUGAAUAAAUGACGUUAUUGUCAUUUAUUUUGUGUGUGCCUAUUGCUUCCACAUCAUGUCCACUUGUGUGAUACAAUAUAUUUAUUUACAUGUGUGGCAUUUUUAAAAUUUGGUCUUAUUGACUUAUACUAUGCAUAGAAUGAUGUUUAGGAAUUGAAAUCCUAUGCCAUUUAUUUUGUUUCGUGUGAAAUAAAACACUUAAUUUUGUUAA
Molecule: messenger RNA, 1494 nt
Organism: Heterobilharzia americana
Lineage: Eukaryota; Metazoa; Platyhelminthes; Trematoda; Strigeidida; Schistosomatidae
Source: the annotation of a GenBank genome assembly